Messenger RNA from Xyrichtys novacula (pearly razorfish), 14850 nucleotides. The record is from the annotation of a GenBank genome assembly. NCBI's taxonomy places the organism in Eukaryota, Metazoa, Chordata, Actinopteri, Labriformes, Labridae.
GGUUGUUCCGGUGGAAAGUGGAUUUGCUGCCUCAAGACAGGCCCUUUUAGAGUAGCGUUAUUUAUAUUUUAAAGGGUAUAUGUAAUUUUUUUAGCCCGGUAUGGCUUCACAUAACAAUACAGUGGAGCUGCUUGGUUUUUCCUGUAAAAAGUCGGCGCUUUAACGCCGCCUUUUGCUGUCCAGCUCUCUCACGACUGAAGAAACAAUGCAGGCCUAGCUAAAAGCAGCGCUAGCUAGCGGGGGCUAAUCGGAUAACGCUGCUCCAGAGUACCGCAGUACUGGGAUUUAAACCCUGGACCAGGCCGCUUCCAAGCUGUAACAACAUCCAAUCCGGUAUGAAAACACUGUUUUUAUAUUCAAUAUUGUUUCUGUGUUUCUUCGCCGUCUAUUUUAUCUUUAUUUUGGUGAGAUAAUCCACCAAGAAUCUAACGCAGUAUUUACUCAAAGUUAACAUAUUAGCUGUUUAGCAUUAGCCUGUUAGGUAAUCCUGCUUUGUUGAUCCUCAGUGUUGGACAGGGAGUAAAAGACGAUAUUGUAAAAAUGAGGGUCAAAUGUGUCGAUCCAAUAGCGAUAGUCUGAUUCUAAAACGGGACCGACCCGAACUGGACCUCCAUGAUAGUCUUACACAGCACCAGUCAACCUUACACACACACAGUCACAUUGUUAGUGGGUGGAAACUGGAACUGAAUGUAUUUUCUUCCUUGUUGGAUCUCCAUGAUGGUGUUUUUUAUGCAUCUAGGCCUUCUCUUUUCAGUCCAGCUUGUCAUGGAAAAACAAAAAACACCGAGCUGUCAUUGAGUUGGCAUGACUCACCGAUGGGAUCAACUUUUCGGGGCUUAACUCUAUCUAAUUUUGUGCACUUGUGAGAGAUGACAGUUCAGUCGAUCCUGUCUUCACCGGGCCUCCCCGUUGAGUUGUUCUGACUUCUAACCUGAACACGAAAGAUGUCAGUCUAAAAACUGAACAGUCAGAAGUAGAGGCAGGCGUGAAGAGAAGUGAUCACACAGGGCAAAAAAAAGUCUUGUUCUCAUUUUUCCCCUGACUCAUUUAUGAGAAACAGUACACGUUCACACUGGCUGAGAUGCCCUCUAUCUAUAAUACAAAAAAGUUUGACGUACAUUUUCCUCUUUUGAAAAAAGGUGUCGUUUUCAUCUAAUCUAACAUAAGAAAUUUGGGAAAACAAAACCAAAUAUGCCAAAAAACUUGGAAAAACAAUUGAUCAGGGAAAUAUUGAGAAGUGAUCACCAAGUUAAAGCCUCUGAUAAAGAAGCCUGAGAAUUAGAGUUGGAGUCCUAGGGUAGUUCUUGAUACUAAGUCUAUGAAGGGCUGGGCGAUAAAACGACAAUGAUAUAUAUUGAAAAUUAAUUUCCCUCUAUAUCAAUAUAAAACAUGGUCAAAAUGCUUUUCAAUAGUGGGUAUUCAGUCAUGUUUUGGUAGACUACAUGAACAGCCAAUGAAAAGGGGAGUUGCUCCGGGUCCGCUUCACACUGAGCCAAUCAUAUGCUGAAUUAGAACCAAGUAGCAAACAACUGUGUAGUAGCAGGCUGCAGCUACAAGCAACCAUAACACUUUAACAUUUGAAGCCCAAAGCACUGUUGGUGAGAAAAAAAGAAAACGAGUGCUACCCCUGACAGAAAUGCAGAUGAAGGCUCAACAGGUGAUGACAUCCUCGACAAUACUUGCACGAAAACAUUGUUGGUGUGGAGGUAUAUUGGUUUUUUGAGGUUGGACAUGAAGCAGAGUAAUGUGUACUACAAAUUAUGUUGAGUACAUGUUCUCGCAAAGUCGGGGAAUACCUCAAAUCUUUUUCAUCACCUGAAGCAAUGCCACACGGGAGAGCAUGCGCAAUGCAAAAGGUUACAAACCCUGAGCAAAGCAAUGAGCCCAUGGCGCCUGUGCAGCUGAAACAGCCGAGCAUUCAGUCUGCUUUCACCAGUGCAACGCCUUACGACAAAAUGUCGAGGAGACACUAAGACCUCACAGAUACAGUAGCUUAUGGUAUUGCAAAAGACAUGCUACCAAUCAGCACUGUUAAAUUUAAUUUUUCAAUCGUGAUAUAUAUUGAUAUCAACUGAUAUGAAAAAAAGAUAUUUUGAUAAACUUUUUCCCAUAUCGCCCAGCCCUAUGUACAUGUUUUUUUUUUUUUUAAUUGAAGAAUGAUGUUCUUUUCAUCUUCUCUAACAUCAGAAAAUUGAGAAGACAAAACCACAUAUGGCAAAAAACUUUGAAAAUUGUACAUAGCCUUUUAUAUUUUAUACUUGAUAUAUGUCCUGCAUGCUCUUAUUAUUUUCUAUUCUAGUAUUUUAUAUAUCAUUCUCCGUUUAAUGUUGCACCAUCAUGCCGUAAAAAAUUCCUAGUCUGUGAAUCCUGUUCAUUGACAAUGGCAAUAAAACCCCCUUCUGAUUCUGACUCUGAAAACAAUUGAUCAGGGAAAUAUUGAGAAGUGAUCCUCAAAUAAAAGCCUCCACUUAAGAAGCCUAAGAAUUAGAGUUGAAGUCCGAGGGUAAUUUUUGAUACUAAGUCUAACCUUUAUUAAUGUGUAAAGGAUGACAUGAGCAGUGCAUUGUGAGAUCUAAAAUGACCGUCAGGCAGUCAGAUAUAGAAAUUUCUAUUAUCAGAUGCAUUAAUUAUACGCACACAUUGACAGCUUACACAUGUUGGCUGCACUUAGUAGUGUACUUAUGUGUUGGAAAUAGAAAAAGUACUGAAUGUCUUUAUUUAAAAGAAGAAAGCACUUUUAAGGUAGAACAAAGUGCUGAUAGUGUUGUUUAAUUUUGGUUCUAAGACAAAAAGACAGUAACAAAAAGAAUAACAAGUAAUUGUAAUACAGGAGAAACUUGUGUUCUUCACAAAGGAAGAAUAAAUGCGUAAAUAUCAAUAUAUGUUUCAGAAAAAAUGAGUAUGAAAUAUCGUCAGAGCAGAUAUUUGCAAAAAUCAGCAUUCAGCAAACCUAUUAAUUGAACCUUAUUGAUGUUUUGCAGCUAUGAGCUCCCAGCUGCAGGUCUUCUCCCCUCCCUCCAUCUCCUCCAGUGCCUUUUGCCGUGUCAAGAAGCUGAAGGUGGAGAGCAACGUUUGGGAUGUGAGCACCACUGAAGCUUACGGCUCCAUAGCUGGCCAGUCAGCAUACACUUUUACCCCGGCGAUGGCUGUGCCACCCUUUGCACCAUCCUUGGUUUUUCCUCCCUCAGCACCUGGCUCCAGAGGCCAAGUGGUGGUCCGGGCGGCUGACAGCACCGGUAGUCUUCCUCGUGGAUCCAGCCGGAGGGUCACAGAGCAGGCAACAUCCUCCUCUUAUGCUCAUGCCGAGACAUCAUCUGAAGCAAGGGGCCACAGGCACGGGCAGAAGAGAAAGAUUGAGGAGGCCAGUGAAGGCAGUGGGAGUGGAUGUGGCAGUGUGCAAAUACUAGAGGAGCUCUCGGCUCCUGCAGCAACCUACUCCACCCGCACUGGUGGGGGAGGAGGAGGAACGGGCCAGUCUAUACCCCACUCUGCUCCUACUACAAAGAGCAGCAGCUCUAACGGUGAAGGGGACUAUCAGCUGGUGCAGCACGAGAUCCUCUGCUCUGUGUCCUGCAGCUAUGAAGUGCUGGAGUUUCUGGGAAGAGGCACGUUCGGACAAGUUGCCAAAUGCUGGAAGAGAGGCACCAACGAGAUAGUGGCUAUCAAGAUCCUGAAAAACCAUCCUUCUUAUGCUCGCCAGGGCCAGAUCGAGGUAAUCAAACAACAUUUCAGUUAACCUGUUUUAAAAGGUUACCAACAUCACUAGAGGCUAAUGGUUUCAUUCGUCAGUGUUUUUUAUUCUUUUUCAGAGAGCUCUGCAGCACAAGCAAAGUGUGUUUUGUGGCUACAUGUAGGCUAUAGGUUUAGUUUAGUGUAGCAUAAGGAGUGAAGGGUUAGGAAAAGUUAAUGCUGUUUAGUGAAAUGCACUGGCAAGCAUUUGAUUGGAACUGUAAUGAUACUGGAUUUGUGAUGCAAAUUGAAAUAUGAAAAGUAGUCUCAUUUUUGAUAUAUUAUUUUUCAAAUUUUUUCCUUAACUAUUCAGUAGGCAGCAAAAAAAUGUAGAAUUGUAGACAGUCAUAUUCAUAGUAAGGUGUUUAAGUGUUUGUCGCUCCUCUUUUAAAAGGAAGGAGAAAAACUAAUUAGGAUUUAUGAGCGAGGAGUGAGUAAAAAAAAGUAUUUUCAAAGGUAUUUAGUUGUCUUCAUAAGCACUACUUGAGAAGCAGUCAGGCAACUCACACUGACAUGCAAGGUUAAAAAUAUUCAAGACAGCAAAAUUAAAGACAUAACUACUGCAACUUUUUCAUGUACACAGAAAAGUUGGUGCACAUUGUGGUUUCUUGUCAGAAAACAUAAACAAACAUGUGUUUAAAAGUAACAGGGAUUUCUUUGUUUCUUGAAUAGGUGGGCAUCCUGAACCGGCUGAGUGCUGAGAAUGCAGACGAGUACAACUUUGUGCGUUCGUAUGAAUGCUUCCAACACAAAGGCCACACCUGCCUCGUGUUUGAGAUGCUGGAGCAAAAUCUUUACGACUUUCUGAAGCACAGCAAGUUCAGCCCGCUUCCUCUUCGCCACAUCAGACCCAUCUUGCAGCAGGUCGCUAGACGCUCAUGAAGUCUCUUUCAUAUGAAAUCAGAAUAACAGUUACUAUUUGAAAUGAAAAAGCUGCAUGUUUUUUAUUCUGAAUGUUACACCUGAACUAAUCGAUGUGUAUCUUCAGGUGGCCACAGCGCUGAUGAAGUUAAAAAGCCUGGGUCUGAUUCAUGCAGACCUGAAGCCUGAGAACAUCAUGCUUGUGGACCCUCUCCGACAGCCCUACAGAGUGAAGGUCAUUGACUUUGGCUCAGCAAGUCACGUGUCCAAAGCUGUCUGCUCCACCUACCUGCAGUCUCGCUACUACAGGUUGGUGGCAGGAAUCCUUUUUUUUUUUUUUACGUCCAAAUCGAUCUUUCUAUGUAAUCUUAAGAGUGGUGAAAUAAAAACUACACACCACAUCUCUUCAGCACUGUUUCCUCAGUGUGAAUCCUGUCAUUUUGUGUUUGCUGUCCAGGGCUCCAGAGAUCAUUUUGGGUCUGCCGUUCUGUGAGGCCAUCGACAUGUGGUCUUUGGGCUGUGUGAUUGCUGAGCUCUUUCUGGGCUGGCCUCUCUACCCUGGAGCUUCGGAGUAUGAUCAGGUCAGUAUUAGUGGUAGUUUGCUGUGCUUUUACAUGGGAAUAGAAAAGAAAUCAAAUUCAUCCAACAACCUGAAGUAAAAAAAAAAAAAAGAGGCCAUGAGUUGUUUGCUGGUUAAGAGUUGUUAAAGUUAUCUGAAAUUUCCCUCUAGUUUUGAUUUCUGCUAAGUGAUACCACCACGAAGCCGAAGAGCAAGCAUAGCUAACUUUUUUAGAAACUGUUUGGUCUCAGUCUGCUUCUUAAAUUGAAACAUUUCUGCUUCCAGAUCCGUUAUAUUUCUCAAACCCAAGGCCUGCCUGCAGAGUAUUUGCUGAGCGCCGGCACCAAGACCAGCCGUUUCUUCAAUCGGGGCCCUGACUCUAGCUACCCCCUCUGGAGGCUGAAGGUCAGUUAAACUCUUCUGUUAAGAAUCUGUCUGUUCAGUAGGAGCAUCAGAAAUGUUGAGUUAUGAUGAAACACUUGGAAGUUUUGAUUGUUCUAAUUAUUUGACAGGUUAAAUCACAUUCAUACUUAAAACCAAAAAUGAUUUUCUCCUUCAGACCCCCUCUGAGCAUGAAAUGGAGAUGGGCAUCAAGUCUAAGGAAGCCAGAAAGUACAUUUUCAACUGCCUGGAUGACAUGAUGCAGGUAAAUGUGCAUAACAGGGUUGAAAUUUUCAACACUAUACACAUUAUAAAGCAUUUUAUCAUGACUUACAAGGUCAGGUAUUAUAAUAUGUUAUGCUUAUUAUUAUAAAGCUUUAUGAUAAUUAAUGAGUGUUUAUAAUGAUAGUUAAACAUGUACAUUAUAACACAUUAUAAAUAAAUGUAUAAUGCAUUAUAUACGUGGGCAUUGUCAGUGAGUUGUUAACAGUUAUAACACAUUAUAAUACCUGACCUUGUAAGUCAUGAUAAAAGGCUUUAUAGUGUGUUAUGAUAAUUCCUAUAAAGCAUUAUGAUCAUUUAUAAGUGUUUAUUACUUUAGUCAUACAGUGCUAUAACGUGUUCAUAAUGCAUUAUACAUAUAUUUAAAAUGCGUUAUAGAGAUAGGCGAUAAGUGUUACCAAAUAUUUUCAUCCCUCCUGGUUUUUUAAUGCGUUUGGAUGCUGUUUUGCAGGUCAAUCUUUCCUCUCAUCUGGAGGGGACGGACAUGCUGGCUGAGAAAGCAGAUAGACGAGAGUUUAUCGACCUCCUGAAGAGAAUGCUGCGCCUGGACGCCGAAAAAAGGAUCACACCAACAAAGACGCUGGGUCACCCUUUUGUCACAAUGAGCCACCUCAUGGAUUAUCCCCACAGCUCACAGUAAGUGUGUGAUAUACGUAGAAAUGCUGAUUUGUCAUAGAUAUUUUGAUUAUGACUAGUAAUAUAAUCACUGAAAUGCUUUUUUGUCUCUUCUGUAGUGUGAAGUCCUGCUUCCAGAACAUGGAGAUCUGCAAGCGCAGAAGCUCCUAUGAUAACAAUAAAUCCCUGUACUCCACUAAUUCAGUCCCCAGUGCUGCUGCAGGAAACCUCACUGUUACUUUCAGUAGCCAACUCAACCAGCAUAACCAGGUUCGAAUUGUAUCUUCAUCACAAGUUUAUUUGGCCCCUGUGUGGACCUGUAGGGCCUCUCGUAUUUACCUGUAGAGUUGUUGAUUGUCUUAACAGGUGCCUUCAGCAGGGGGAGCGGUGCCUUUGCUCAACUACCAGCCAGCUUUGUACCAGCAGGCAACCAUUAACAUUCCCGGGCUGACGCAACAGAGUGUCCCGAUCCCAACACGCCCUGCUGGGCUGUGUAGUCAGACAGAACCCUUCCAGCAGACUCUCAUUGUCUGCCCACCCUCCACUAUUCAAGGUACGGCAGAGAGUAGUUUUUGGAAUGAAAACAGAGGUUUGUCAUGUUGUUAUGUCACUCAUGAUUACCUCGUGACAUUUCCAGGGCUACAGCCAUCUAGUAAGAGUUCCAGUUUCCCUGUGAGGAUGGAGAACUCUGUACCAAUAGUACCUCAGAACCAGUCUGCUCAGUCCCUGCAGAUCCAGCCGAGCAUGCUCACACAGGUAAGAGUUAAAUCUCCCGUAUGUGAGGAACUUUUGGUUGUCGUUGAUUUUGGUGUUUCCCUGUGGUCAAAGUGAUGCCUCUCAUUUCUUGUCCUGUACAAGCGAAAGGUAUUUCUUGUUGUGAAAAUAAAGGAGGCUGUUUAAUCAGCCCACUAACAACCAUCUCAUGCAUUUGUGUCUCAUAGCGGCUUUAACCGGAACUUGAGAUGAUUAUCUGGAAAUUGUUCCGACAAAGGCAAGACCGAGAGAGAAACUGCUGUUUUUUUCUGCUUUAAUUUUGGAUUAAUCUGUCUGUACCACACUUAUUUGGUUAUUUAUUUAGGAAAAGAUAGACAGGGCAAGUGUUGACAGACAGUGCAGUACUUAGCAAAUGUGGUGCAUGCACAAGGAUGAAAAUGAAAGAAUAUCUGUAAACCAAGAGGUUUGUGGAUUGCAGCACCAGAUAAGACGAUUCCCAGGAUUAAAUUCAUUUAUGGAACUGUGAGUAAAGCGUUAACUUUUAUGAUAUUGACAGGACUGUGGUUUUAACAGCUUUGUACAGAUUGAUUCGACCCCCGUCUACAUGUGCACACGUUUAAGCCAUCGGACUUUUAGAGGCCUGAACUGAGGGUUGCAGAAAAAAACUCUGGCAACAUCUUUGGAUGAUAUCAUGUCAUCAGCACCAAGCUGAGAGCAGCGCUGCUCAGUCUCGCACCUUCCUGGAUGCACUGAUUGCAUCGAAAAUCCUGCCUUUUUAGGCGGCUCCUGUCAUUGCUGCCAAGAGAGCAAAAGUUUAGCAGGAACUGAGGUUAAAAUUGGAUUUUUCCCACAACAUGUUUACUUUAAAACAUUGACACCUCCUGACCCGGGGACUAACAUGGCACGUCCAGGCUGUUGUUGUUUUUUUGUGUCUUUGCUGAUUGUGUUUGCCUUGGAUCUGCUUCCAGGACUGAUUGGAUGGCCACUCAGGGCCAGGUCUCUCUUUAUUCCCAGUCUCCUUUCUGGGAUAGGGGCCAGAUGUUUUAUGCAGGAGGCUCAUCUGGCUGAAAAAAGCGAGAUUGUAACUUUUUGCCAAAAUGAGGAGUGAUUGCUGCACACGACAGAGGUCAGGUGUCCAGAUGGCCAGUGGUGUGCAGCUGGUUUGAUCCGCUCUGUCCCCUUUUUUGGUCUGAUUCUUGAAGGACAUUACUUGUACCCUAACCCCUCCUCCCCUUAUCCCCCUCUCCCAGGGUUCCUGCACACCCCUGAUGGUAGCCACCCUGCACCCUCCCUCAGCAGGCAUAGCCCCCCAGUACUCUCUGCCCCUUGGGCUGGGCAGCGGGGUGGGUCGGCCCACUCUCCUGGAGCACACAGCCACAGUGCUGGUAAAGCAACGAUGAGCUCCCUGAAGGACGAAACGCACAUGCACACUCCCUCUGUCACUAACAAUGCCAUCUCUCUCCUGCCCCACUCUCCCGUUUUCUUCAACUUUUGAUUGCAAGCCUCCCUCGCCCUCUGUGGCUCAUUUUAUGCAUCAUUUUCCUUCACGUUGUUUUUUUUUCCACAUUUCAGACCUGUUUUGGUUUUUACAUAUUUUUAUAAGAAAGCAUUUUGGUGGAUCUGGAAAUACCAUAGCCAUUCUUAGUAUUGACUUGAUUAAAUCCUUUUCUACAUCAUAGCAAAAUUUAUAAUCUAUUUCCACUCCAGAGGACCACCCCUCCCCCACCAUCCACACAGUCUUCUCCUUCAUCCCCUCCCCCACACUCUCUCCCCAUAGGUUAUGCUGAGGGCAUGGAGCGCAUGUGUUGCUGAGUUGGUCUGCGCUUUGCUUGCAGCUUCUCUUGUCCUGUCUUUCUUUGGUUUCAGCAAAAAGGAGAUUGAAGCCACAAAAAAAAUCCCACUAAAACAGCCCGACUCUCUGACACACAUCUUUUUGUUUCAGCCCCAGAACAUGUGGCAUGCCUUUCCCCACAAGACGGCUUAUCAGCAGGCCGUAUGGCCUCAGUGAACUAAACAUUUUUUCUUUCCUCAGUGUUUCUUCUUUAACAGGCACCAUGGUUCUGUGUCUACUCGUCUUUUCACCUGAUCUGACUGUUCACAGUGCUUCAUUGUUCGUGCUUUGCAUGGUUUCAUCUCAUGCAUUUGUUGCAGGGCAAUGCUAUCAGUAGGGAAUGGCUUUGGGGAAGUUGCUCGCUUAUCUAGUUUUGUGCUUUAGAACAGACUGGCGUCUUUGGUUUGCCUCUUUGUCUUUGAAUUAUUUCUCAGCAUGGCUCAGUUUUUUCUGGCCUGUUGCAGCGAUCAAACAUAUAAAAACAUGUUUCACCUAACAGGGACUAACAGGUCUAACACACACUAAAUAAGUCUCUUUUUGUUUGUUUGUUUUCUUCAGCAGGCCUGGCCAACUGGCACCCAACAGAUCCUGAUACCAUCGUCAUGGCAGCAGGUACCAGGUGUGGCCAUCCACAGCUCUGCCCACCAGUCCUCUGUCGCUGAAUCGCCGCUGGAAACUCUUGAUGCAUCCAUGCAGCAAGGUCACAGCUGGAGGUCGGUCAAACAAAUCAUCAGUCCAGUCUGUUGAAGAGUUUAAAGUUUUAUGCUGGUGUGGCUCAGUGUGCUAAAGCUUUAAGUGCACAUUACUGUAGCUGAAAUUCUCAAUCUUGGCUCUUUGUUUCAUGUCUACUCCCACCCUCUCUUCUCCUAACAUUUCCUGUAUCCUUUCAACUGUCUUAUCUAGUUGAGGCUUAGUGGCCUGAAAAAUACCCACAAAAGCAUUUUUGCAUCUUUUUCUGAGACCUCUGUCCUUCUUCCUCAUUAUAAUUCAGAGACGUCCAUUUUAAACUUCUUUAGAUAUUUUCACUUUAUCCCUGGUGAAUAAAAGAGUUAUUGUAGUUGUUGCUAUGUUACAAAUUAUAGAAAUAGUUGAAUAUGAGUUGGAUAAUUAUUAUUAAAAUAGAACCAGCAGGACCACCUGUGCUCCUAAGUUGAACAGGUAAGGAGCACACAAAGAACUCUAGGGGCACAGUGAUAAUUGAUGAAAUAAUGUUUGUCUUAUUGGUCGACAUAAGUACUUUAUUUGAAAUCAAUUUUAGGUCUUUUGAUCACACGACAUAGAAGCUAUUGAAGAAAAUGUUGAAAAUUUGCCUUUAAAUGUAACACAAAAAAAAUGUUUAGAGGACAGAUUAGGAAAUAAAGUGGUGUGUCUUAUUGUCUGACUGUAGUACUACCAUUUGAUAUCAGUUUUAGGUCAGCUGGUCAUGUGACAUAGAAGCCAUUGAAGGAAACCAACCUUUUUGAGAACAUCAACUGGUAAUUUAUUGACGGUCCCUUAUUCAACACCGGACGUUGACAGCGAGGGUGCUGAGUAGAUUUAACCACACUGCUGUUGUUAUUCCCUGUUAUGAAGAGUGAGAAGACACGGUAGAUCUGCAGUGAAUGUCCGUCGGAUAUCCAACCUAAAAGUAACUGCUCUGCAGUAUUUACAUAAAAAAACAUUUGUUGCCUCGGCCGAAUUUUUUUACAUGUGGGCAUAAAUACAUUUUACAAUUCAUACACCUCUAUUUUUGGUUGCAAAUGCGAGUAAAACAGUCGCACUGUCGAGCCCUGCCCAGUAGAAACAAUCAUAUGUGGUGUAAGUCAGUAACUAGUGAUAAACAACAAUUAAUAAUAAUAUCAAAGGUAAAAAACCAUGUGUUAAAGGCAUCUGCCGCUUACACUGUCUUCUGCUUUUACCCAAAUAGGGGUACAACCCAAACCAGGAGCCAGCAGGAGAGGAAGAAAGUGAAAGCCAGACGUGCUGAGAACAGAAACAGGUUGGUGUAGAGACUAAGUUUUCAUCUGUCUCAUGGUUUUCAGUUUUUGGGAUUAAUCAGUGACAACAACUGAAAUCUCUCCAAAAGUGAAGGCUGGAAUUAUUUGUUUGUAUGUUUUUUUUUUCCUAUGGUAUCACAGCUUUAAUCACACUGAACAUUGUCUUAUGUCUUUCUGCACAGAGGUAUAUCUACUUCAGCAUUGCUCAACAGCAAUGGUGUGACCCCUCCCAGCUCCAGCGCCGUGUUGUCGCAGCCAAUCAUUAUCUCUGACACACCCAGCCCGGCGGUCAGCAUCAUCACCAUUCACAGCGACACAGACACUGAGGAUGAGCGCAAGUUCCAUCCUGCCAGGUAAAGGAAAGAGGUGCUAAGGCUCCCAUCGAACAUUUAACCUGUUCGCUCGAUUAAAGUGUUGAUCUGACAGAACUGGUUGAAAAAGCAGCUGAUGUUGUAAUCAAGGGUAAUUAUGGGAAACAGGCGUUUUUCAGCCUCUGGUGAAAAAGUCUUUCUAUGUUUACACAGCGUCGGUCUGAGCCAGCGGACUAACGUCAUCAGCUGUGUGACUGUGCACGACUCGGACUCGUCCACAGCUAGUCCCCUGACCCCUCUGCCCCGUACUCUGAACCCAGCCGCCACUGUGUCAUCCCGCCAGGCCAAGUCUUUGGCAGUGGUGGCCCCUUCAGUCAAAAGCCAGGGCUCAGAGAGGGGAGCGGUCUCACGAGGACGCCUAGACACUGGUGAGAGUCACGGAUAGACUUUUGUGUGAUCACCCAUGAAUUUUGGUUUCAUUAAAAAAAAGAAAUACUGACUGAUUUAUCAUGGCAGUGAACUACAUGAAGCCUAAAAGGUCAUCCAACAGGCAGCCCUGCAGCUCAGGAGAGAGCAUGGAGCGUCAUGGACUGGUGCCCAGUCAGUCACACCCCUUAAACCUCAGCCAGGUGAGAUUUUUCUACCUUUGAAUGAUGGAACAUGUGAUGUAUGUACAGUUGACUUGUUAGGGGGAAAUUUCCUUGACCGGCCAAGAGCUCAACAUGAUUAUUUAACCGCGUCAAGGGCAAGGCAGCAGACGCUUGAGGCUGUCAGUUAGAGACAUUCCUACCAAACUGGAUCUCAUUACUUUGAACAAGAGUUAGUGACAGAGAAACAAAAAAAACAGGUAGUUAAGUAGUUAACUGUGGCUCCACACAGAGUUGUGGAAUAGCUGUGGUCAAACUGCAGGUUUUAUGAUGUUUUUCUUUGUGCAGAGGCACGUGAGUCAACAAACACAGACGUCGGGAAACACAAGUUACAUAAGUCAUAAUGUCUGAGUCAUGUGAUGUUUUCACUGUAAACUUACUGCACUGACUUUUUUUCACCUUUUCACACUCAAACUUUUCCAGCAAGAAUCCUGAUGAAAGAUUAAAACUGUUCAGUUUGAUUCCAAAUCCAACAUCUGUUCCUUCGAUCUAAGGUGCUCUCUGCUGGACAAACGCUGUAAUGACAGACGAGUUUAUUAAAUGACUUGAAACAGACUUUCACUUUUGAUAUGUCGCAUUUAUUUUUUAUGCACCUGUGUAUUUUAAUGCUAGCUUUAAUACGAUAGAAUAUGUGUAAACAUCACUGGUGAGAGGAUGAUUGAGAGGAUUAAAAAGAGAGAAAAAAAAUCUUAGCUGAUGUACAAAUAUCCAAAAAUGUCCUUUUAGAGGGUCCGAUGCUGCCAGAAUAAACAAACGUUGUAAGGGUUUUCUUAGAGCAGGAACUAUUUAGAAUAUUUCAAGCUCACAUAAAAUGGAAACUGAUCUGCCAUACAGCAACUCCAGAUUUAAAUCAAAGAGGAAACUGUUCCGUUCUUUUCAAUAAAUCAAAACGUUUCAUUUUUAUUGAAGACACUUGUUCCUUUUUUCUGUUCUAGGUUCAGCCUGUGGUUUCCUCAUCUCAGGAGCGCUCUCACAGCGACUCGUCCCUGCGUCGCCAGCAGACGUUCCCUCCAGCGGUCUCUGCCUCUCACUACAACUUCCCUGAGGUGUCAGCCCUAGCCUCAGCCUCGGCCUCAGCCCCGGGCCCCAGCCUUUACACCUACCCUGCCUCCACCGCCCUCUCCUCGGCCUCUCAGGCCAUGGAGCAGUUGCUGGGUCGUGGUCACGGCAGCCACAGUCACUCACCCUCAGCCUAUGCAGCAACAUACACCUCAUCGUCCUCCUCCUCCAGGAGGGACUCAAUCGGUCGGAAGGACGCCGUCAGCAGUCUGCUGCACAGCCUCCCCGUGGCCUACCAGCAUCAGUUUGCCACUGGUUCCCCUUACAUCAGUGUGACACCGCGGGCUGAGGCAUACAGUGCCUACCAGCUCAGCCCCCGGCGCCUUGCGCAGUACCCGUACCUAUAGGGAGCUGAGCAGUGAGAAAGUAAAAAUCCCCUCGAACCAUCACAAAGGGACAUUCAAACUGUGUUUCCAGUAGAAUAACUGUUGGUCACUUCUAUGUUUGCUGCUUUUAACCAAGGCAGACUCUCACCUCCAACUCCCUCAAAACGCUCUUCUGAACUGUUUUUAGUGAUUUCCAAAUGUCCUUUGCUAUCAUUUGAAAUCAUGAUAGGUUUGUUCUCUUUUUAGAAUCUAAACCAUAUUAUAUCGCCAUCUUACCCUGAUCAGCUAUAAAGGUGUAUUUUCUCCUGUUUUCAUGGAGGUUUUGUGCAGAGAGAGAUUAUCCUCCUGUCACAACAUGCUUUGACACUUGAGGCUAACUUUUAGACAUGACUCACAAUACUAGUGAGGGGUGAAACGAGCUGUGCGAGUCUUGUUACGGUCUUCACACUCGCCCUACGAGCCCCUUUGUUUUUAGCGAACAUAAUAAUGACAGUACCUUAGCCACAAUUAUGUUUACUCACAAAUGUCUUUUACUAUGUUUAAAUUAUGUUUGCUCAGUGCGAGGUAGGAAGAGGAAGGUCAAUGAAAAUGAAGAGCGGUGUGGUGAAAAAAACUGUGAUGGAUACAUGUUAAUAUAAGUGCACAUGUGAUAGUCUGUUUAUGUAGUGACUGUGUUUUUAGGCAGGAGUCGUCAUGUCCUUAUGCAAUAGAAACUUUUCCUUUGAAACUGCAUCAACUGAUUGAUGAAUGUAUUAUGAAGUACAGAGGAUUGGAAUCACCAUCCCCGAGUGACGUGAAAAGCUUUUGUUUGAAAAUAUGUUUAAGAAAAAAACUCAACCCGAUUUUCUCUCUUCAAAUAAAUUUUCUUCAAAUCUUUCAAUUGGAGGGAAAACUACUUCCAUGUGCGAAUCCUGACUGUGUAGGACCUGCUUGAUAUUAUGAUGAAUUUAUGGCCAGUUUUUAAGUCGUAUACGGAAGAAAACAGUCUUUUUUUUUUUUUUUUGUCUUUAAUCUCUAUGACACUUUGUAAAAGCUUAGUAUAAGUUGUAUCCCUGCUGUUGGACCUGAGGUGAAAAAUAGUAAAUGCAAUCUUUUAGCGAAUGUUCACCAGGUCAGUUUCCUUACAAUAAGAUAUAAGCUUUUCCCAGACAGAUGUCCCUAAAUGUUAAAAAUUCUGUCACUUUUUCACUUGUGGAAACCUAAAACAUGAACGCAACAUUUACACUUUGUAGUGUUGUGUUUAUUUCAAGACAGACCAGCACUGUGUUCUGUGACCGUCUUUAGUUAGAGGAAUGGAAUCUCAAGGUGGUUUCUGUGGCCUACGAACGCCUUUUUUUCUGCUAAAUCCUACCCUGUUGUGUUUGCAUCUGUUUUGUGUUGUAUGUAUUGUCUGUAUAUUUAUCUGUAUUUCAUCUUAACAUAGUAUAGUUAAGAGGCUAUUUGGUAGAACUAAUUCAGGGAAGAAAAAGGUUUCAACUCAAAUAAUCCACUGUCACUGUUUUCAAUAAAAUAACCACAAACUCACGAUGGAUUGGUGUUAUUCUUCAGCCCCUUUUUCC